AUGACCAGCAGUUCCUUCGGCCAACCACGACUCGAGAAUGGCAAUGGGGAGACGCUUAUGGCACGCGGAGCGGUCGAGCUGCACGAACACGUGGCCUCACGCAUGCGAACAGCUUUUGGAUGUCCGCUACCUGGAGUAGAAGUUCGUUUCGAGAACGUGUCGAUUUCCGCGAGCAUCACCGUGAAAGAUGAGAGUCAAGUUCAAUCGGAGCUGCCGACUAUCGCCAACGUGAUUAAGCGGAGUUCGUGGCAGGUGGGCUCUAAGCGACACGUGAUCAAGAAGAACAUCCUUCGCAACAUCAGUGGUGCGUUCAAGCGUGGGACCAUGACGUUGAUUCUUGGUCAGCCUGGAUCCGGCAAGUCGUCGCUGAUGCAACUAUUGAGUGGACGGUUCGCUGCUGGAAGGAACGUCUCAGUUGAAGGAGACGUGACGUUUAACGGUCUGUCACGUGAGUCUUUAAUGAAGCGACUACCACAACUUGUUGCGUACGUGCCUCAGAACGACAAACAUUUGCCUACACUGACGGUUAAGGAGACGCUCGAGUUCGCGCAUGCCUGUAAUGGUGGAGGACUAUCCAAGCGCGACCAGAAGAACUUCGUGCAUGGAACGCAUGAGGAGAAUCAAGCCGCAUUAGCCGCCGCUCGUGCCAUGUACGAGCACCUCCCAGACAUUGUAAUACGUCAACUUGGUCUUGAAAACUGCCAAGACACUGUUGUAGGAGAUGCCAUGCUGCGUGGUGUUUCUGGUGGCGAGCGGAAGCGUGUGACGACUGGAGAAAUGGCAUUUGGCAACAAGUUUGUGCUCAUGAUGGACGAGAUCAGCACGGGGCUUGACAGUGCCGCGACGUUCGAUAUCAUCUCGACGCAGCGUAGUCUGGCCAAGACGUUCCACAAAACGAUAGUAAUCUCGUUAUUACAGCCAUCUCCUGAGGUCUUUGAGCUGUUCGACGACGUCCUUCUACUGAAUGACGGGUACGUUAUGUACCACGGACCUCGUUCAGAGGUGCAAAGCUACUUUGAAGACAUGGGCUUUAAAUGUCCUCCCAACCGUGACGUGGCAGAUUUCUUGAUGGAUCUGGGAACGAACAAACAGCGUCAAUAUGAGACUUGUCCUGUCCCGAGAUAUGCGAGUCAAUUUGCUGAUACGUUUGAGAGAUCGAACAUCCACAAGCGCAUGAUGGACCAUUUACAUGCUCCUGUGGACGCGGGGUUGCUGGAAUACAACAAACACUACGUCAACCAUACGCCUGUGUUCCAGCAGAACUUCUUGACGGGAACAACCAUCAUUAUUGCACGCGAGUUGAGGGUUCUUUUCCAGGACUCAGCUGCUGUUAAGAGUCGAAUAUUCAUGGCCUUAGUGAUUGGUUUGCUGUACGGUACGGCGUUUUAUCAAUUCGAUGAGGUGAACUCCCAAGUCGUCAUGGGUCUGGCGUACACUGCAGUCGAUACCUUGUCGGUGGCCAAGUCUUCGAUGAUCCCUACCAUUCUAGCUACGCGUGAUGUGAUCUACAAGCAACGUGGUGCGAACUUCUAUCGAACGUCUUCGUUUGUGAUUGCAAGCUCUGUGAAGCAGACACCCGUCGUUCUAAUGGAGACACUGCUGUUUGGAUCGAUUGUGUACUGGAUGUGCGGCUUUGUCGCGAGUGUGCAGAGCUAUAUCCUGUACCAGCUGGUGCUGUUCCUCGUGAAUAUGGCGUACUCUGCGUGGUUCUUCUUCAUCGCCUCUGUGUGUCCGAAUAUCAACGUCGCCAACCCGAUCGCAUUGCUGUCGCUAUUGUUCCUCGCUACAUUCUCGGGAUUUUUGAUCACCAAGGAUACAAUUCCAGUGUAUCUGUCGUGGGUCUACUGGAUCAGUCCUCAUGCUUGGGGCAUUCAUGCUGUUGCGGUGAAUCAGUACAGAGAAUCCCGCUUCAAUACGUGUGUGUACGAAGGAGUGGAUUACUGUUCGGAGUAUGGGAUGCAGAUGGGGGAAUACAUGCUUAGCGUUUACAGCGUGCCGUCGGAGAAGCGCUGGCUGUGGUUCGGUCUCGCUUUCCUAGCUGCUUCCUACGUCUUCUUCAUGACUCUCUCGUGUUUGGUGCUAGAAUACUGGCGAUACGAGACACCGGAGACGAUAUCUCUCGAUGUAGUGGCCGACUUAGACAAGAACACAGCGUCACUGAGAGAUGACUACGCACUGGUUACCACUCCAAAGGCUGCAACUACUUACAAAGACCACCAACUGCUUUCUGUCACGCGCUCGGCAGAGAGAAAUUUUGUUCCGGUUACGUUGGCUUUCAAAGAUUUGUGGUAUUCUGUAUCGGGCCCUGCGAAUUCAAAGGGUAAUAUCGAUCUUCUUAAGGGUGUGAGUGGAUUUGCACUCCCGGGUACUAUAACUGCACUAAUGGGGUCUUCAGGUGCCGGUAAGACCACGUUGAUGGAUGUUAUUGCUGGAAGGAAGACCAGUGGACAGAUUCGUGGAGAUAUCUUGCUAAACGGGUAUCCAGCUACCGACCUUGCCAUUCGUCGAGCUACGGGUUAUUGCGAGCAGAUGGACAUCCACUCGGAGGCGUCGACAUUCCGUGAGGCGCUUACAUUCAGUGCCUUUCUGCGUCAAGGUGCUGAGGUUCCUGAUGCUCAAAAAUAUGACUCGGUCAAUGAGUGUUUGGACCUGCUUGACCUGCAUCCGAUCGCUGACCAGAUCAUCCGUGGCAGCUCCACAGAGCAGAUGAAGCGACUGACUAUCGGCGUGGAACUGGCAGCACAGCCUAGCGUGCUCUUCCUCGACGAACCAACAAGUGGAUUGGACGCACGCUCGGCUAAGCUCAUUAUGGACGGUGUUCGCAAGGUAGCAGACACAGGUCGAACUAUUGUCUGCACGACCCAUCAGCCUUCGGCAGUGGUCUUCAGUGUGUUCGACAGUUUGUUGCUACUAAAACGUGGCGGUGAGGUGGUAUUUUUUGGUGAUUUAGGCGAGAAUGCCUCGAACUUGAUCAGUUAUUUCGAGUCGAUCGAUGGUGUACCAAAGCUGGAGAAAGAUUAUAACCCAGCCACGUGGAUGUUGGAGGUGAUUGGCGCUGGUGUGGGUAAUGACUGUAGUGACAACACAGAUUUUGUAGGGACAUUCCAGACCAGUGUCCAAGCCAGGUUACUUGCUGUUAACCUUGAUCGGGAAGGCAUCACUCGACCAUCAGCGUCUGUACCUGAGUUAGUGUUUGAUCAGAAACGUGCGGCUGGAAAUUUGAUUCAAGCAAAGUUCCUACUCAAGCGCUUCUUUGACAUGUACUGGAGAACGGCAUCAUACAACUUGACACGAUUCCUAAUCUCGAUCAUGCUCGGAUUGGUAUUCGGAAUUGCCUACGUCGGAGCAGAGUACUCUUCAUACCAGGGCAUAAACUCGGGACUUGGUAUGGUAUUCAUGACGCAAUCGUACAUGACAUUCAUUGUGUUCAGCAGUGUCGUGCCAAUCUCAAUCCAAGAGCGAGCCUCAUUUUACCGUGAACGCUCAGCUCAGACAUAUAACGCGUUCUGGUACUUCAUUGGCGCUACAAUUGUCGAGAUCCCAUACUGCUUCGUUGAAUCGCUGUUGUUCAUGGUCAUCUACUACCCGAUGGUAGGCUUCACUGGAUGGGGUCAAUUCUUGGCAUAUUGGGUGAACUUGACUGGCCUCGUGAUCCUACAAGCGUACUUUGGUCAGCUUCUAGCGUACUUGUCUCCAAGUCUGGAAGUCGCUUCGGUCUUCGUUAUCCUCGUCAACUACAUCUGGAUCACCUUUACGGGGUUCAAUCCUCCAGUAGCGUCAAUUCCCCGCGGAUACCGGUGGCUUUACCACCUCACUCCACACAAGUACACGUUUGCGAGUCUGAUUGCGAUCGUAUUCGGUGACUGCCCAAGCCCUGGUGAUGGUAACCAACUUGGCUGUCAGCAAAUGACCGGUGCACCACCGACACUUGGGAACGAAAUUACGAUCUCCGACUACUUGGACGAGAUUUUCUCCGCCAAGCACAACGAAAUCUGGUCAAACUUUGGCAUUAUCUUACUGUGGAUCGCCUGCUUGCGAGUCGUAUCUCUCCUGGCGCUGCGCUUUGUGAACCACCAAAAGAGAUGA
Molecule: messenger RNA, 4086 nt
Organism: Phytophthora nicotianae INRA-310
Lineage: Eukaryota; Oomycota; Peronosporomycetes; Peronosporales; Peronosporaceae
Exons: 1
Coding region: 1-4086 (1361 amino acids)
Biological process (GO): transmembrane transport
Cellular component (GO): membrane
Molecular function (GO): ABC-type transporter activity; ATP binding; ATP hydrolysis activity
Source: RefSeq, a predicted model, not a curated record